UUGAAGGAGAAACUGCCACCAUAACAGAUCAAUUGGUUUAACUUUUACGCUAACCUUAUUUCUGUCAUUCAUCAACCUUAGGCUUAUACCCAUUUACAAGAGAACUAAAAAAAAAGGUUUUACCACCAUUGUGGACCUAACUGAUUAAAAUAGCAAGUUUCUAUGGGAUAUGAAUAGUCAAUUCAUUUUCUAUGAUUUAGUACACCUUUGUGCAUUUUCCCCCACAUAGACCAUUUCUUUUAAUUUAUAAUAACUAUCACAUGCCUGUGCCUUCUAAUUUUUCAGUAACAGAUGUGGUGUUGCCAAAGUAUUUUACUCACCUUUCUUUUCUUUUUGCUUUAGCGGAGAAUUCAUUCGAUGUUUUCUAGUUUUAGUUUUGCUUAGUCCCAUGCACAAAUAACCCUGCACUAUUUAUAAUCGAUUUCAUCAUGAUAAUAUUUCCUCUUUCAACAGAACAUUGAGGGAAAGAUUGAAAAUGUCAGUGUCAGUUUUUAUAGUGAUUUCUUGGACAGCGAGAUUGCAAUUGUGCACUGCUGCCCUUUGGAACGCCUCCGUCUAACGAAAUUACACGACAAGAAACGAAUGGCUUAACACUUCAUCUCCUUCAGCGACGCUGAAUUUCCAAAAAUUAAUAAUAGGCUGGAUUCAUAAGCCACCCUAUUUGUACGCAGUUCCCAACGCUACGACACCGUCGGGGAUGGGAGAAGAAGUGGUACUGAAAUUCUUUACCCGUUGUGGUGCAACAUUCCUCCAAGAUCGCCAUGCUAGCAGCGAAUUUGAAAUGAUUAGCCUUCUGAGGCACAACAAAAUCCACGUUGCUGCUCCGAUAUUCGAACCCACGAGCCAUAGACAUUACAGUGAGUUUUAUUUUAUUCAAACCCAUGAUUAUCCGGGCACAGUAUACAUUUCUAUCGAAAACAGAGAAGAUGUUGUGCUCAAUGCUGUUUUGAGCGCCUGGCCUUUGUUCGGCAUCAAUCUUGUUCUCGCGGCAAUUGCUGGUAUAUUUGUUUGGGCAUUGGACACCUACUGGAACCCCGAGGAAUUUAAUCGUCCAUUCCUCAAAGGCUCCUGGGACGGCUUUUGGUGGUCUUUUAUUUCCAUGACAACUGUUGGGUAUGGCGACAAAGUUCCAAAGUCAGCUAGGGCGCGUAUAUUUUCUGUUAUUUGGAUCACAUUAGGUCUCAUUAGUAUGUCAAUCUUCACGGCUCAUAUCGCCUCUACCUUGACGGCUCUCUCCAUGGAACAUGAACUAAGCCUGAAGGAGCUCAAGAUUGCAGUGUUAGACAACGGUACUGAAUAUCAGCAUGCACUUGAAGAAGAUGCAAUUCCUACAGUAUUUGGAGAUAUUGAUGGCGCCAUUCAAGCUUUAGAAGCCCGUGAGGUAAAUGGAAUAAUGUUGGACCGCCUCACUGCCUCUUUUUAUCAAAAGCAAGAUAAACUGAAAUCAUUGGUCACCGUCAAAACAAUGGAUCUUCAACGAGAAGUUGGUUUCCUUGUCUCAAAGAGAAGAAAGUUUUUCGCUGAAUGUUUGGAGUAUUUUCGCCCAGAUAUUUACCAGUUUGGUCUGUCGCUUACACAGUCCUUUAAGUUGAAACUUCAAAAUCCUGAGAAGACGGCGAGUGUUUUCGGUGACCAAUUCACCAAGUUGAAACUUGUGCUCUACAUAUCAUUAGGAGUUUUAUCAGCCUUGAUCCUGAUGGGCAUUCUAUGGGAAUGCUUCCGUUCCAAAAAGGCACAGCAGAAAGUGAAGCGUAACCAGGGUGAGUGUUCACAUCAGAGAUUGAUACCAACCUCGUUUCCAGGGCCAUAUCAUUUGAUAUAUGUGAAAAUUGACAUUCAUAAGGGAGAGAGUACUCAGGAAAUGAUCGAAGGAUUUUUGGGGGGUCUUAAAAUUUUCGAUUUUGGAACUUUUUGGGUAAAAAAAUUUUCUUAG
Molecule: messenger RNA, 1933 nt
Organism: Stylophora pistillata
Lineage: Eukaryota; Metazoa; Cnidaria; Anthozoa; Scleractinia; Pocilloporidae
Biological process (GO): action potential; potassium ion transmembrane transport
Cellular component (GO): membrane; voltage-gated potassium channel complex
Molecular function (GO): delayed rectifier potassium channel activity; ligand-gated monoatomic ion channel activity
Source: RefSeq, a predicted model, not a curated record